Messenger RNA from Drosophila suzukii, 925 nucleotides. RefSeq lists its product as uncharacterized. The record is from RefSeq and is a predicted model, not a curated record. NCBI's taxonomy places the organism in Eukaryota, Metazoa, Arthropoda, Insecta, Diptera, Drosophilidae.
UUACAAACAUCGGCUAACAACCUUUUUAGAACCUUUUCGAUUCACUUGGCAAAACUUGGUUUAUCAUUUUUAACUUGACUUUAAAAUGUCCUCUUCCGAAGCGGAUGUAUUUGAGGAGGAGGAGGAACAGUCACAAUCUUCCGCUCCUGCGCCCGUGAGUCCCAAUCCAAAUCUUCAGGCCAGUCAAUCGGAUACGAUGUCGCCUUCGGUGUCGAUUUCCUCGGUGGAAGGCAGCCAGGCUUCAGAAUCCGAAGAUUCCGACUAUCGUGAAGUCCUUGCUGCCGGCUUCCCUAGGUUUACACGUUGGCUUAAUACACUGCGAUCGAUGGAAGCCACUACGAAUUCGAGACCUCGUCGAUCGGCUUCGUCAACACCACCAACACCAUCACCAAGAUUAACCUCAUCAUCAUCCUCGGAUAUGGAGUAUCCUGUCCCGGUCUUCAACGGUACUCGCGCUCCUGUGCGUUUCCGGCGCUCAAACAGGGACCUCCAAACUCGCAGGAUUUCGACAUUUAUGACGGACGAGGGCGAGAAUCCUCCCCGGCCACGUUUUCGUAAUCGUCAUCUUCAGGCUCGAGCUAUGGCUCAAUAUCGGGCUUCUGCCCAGGCUCGCAGGAUGCGAGCUGGUGUUGGAGUCCUUACCGAAGAAGAAUUGAGGUCUAUGGAGCGUUUGCCCGCUGGUGCAUUCGCCCAAAUCCCCCGGCGUGGGAACAGCAUGAGCGAUUGCAGCCAGUGCAGCAGCGAUGAGGAAGGAAACAAAGCCAGGGGCAAGAAAACGAAGUCAAACAUUCAACCGAUUUCCACUCAUCUGGCCGAAUGGUUGUACCCGGUUUGAAAUAUGUGCUAAGACUCUUUUAACGUUGUCGAAUUGGGCCAAAACCCUUGUCCAUUAGACCCCAAAAAAUACAGUUGGCAUCUUUAAGAA